Molecule: messenger RNA, 5634 nt
Organism: Necator americanus (New World hookworm)
Lineage: Eukaryota; Metazoa; Nematoda; Chromadorea; Rhabditida; Ancylostomatidae
Exons: 44
Coding region: 1-5634 (1877 amino acids)
Biological process (GO): proteolysis; extracellular matrix organization
Cellular component (GO): extracellular matrix
Molecular function (GO): zinc ion binding; metalloendopeptidase activity
Source: RefSeq, a predicted model, not a curated record
AUGGACGAAUCUGAGUUAGACGAUUUGGAGAAUAGUCUUAAAAGACUACUCCAUGAGACUGAUGAAGAAACUACAAAGAAUGGUUCUAUCUUCAAUGAUUUGUUAGCGCUGCUUGCGGAUAAGCAGUCUGAUUCGAAAAAACGACAAACCCGAUCUCGCAGAUCUGCCAACUCCUGGGACCAUUAUGUUGAGGUCCUUGUUGUGGCGGAUUCCAAAAUGCACGAAUACCACGGAUACAACCUCGAGUCGUAUAUACUUACCCUAUUUUCUACUGUAGCAUCAAUUUAUCGUCACCAAUCAUUACGAGCAUCUAUAAAUGUCGUUGUUGUGAAAAUCAUCAUCCUCAAACACGAAAAUGCUGGUCCUCACGUUACUUCAAACGCUCAAGACACUCUACAACAAUUCUGUCGAUGGCAGCAGCUGUACAACGAUCGCGACGAAGACAGUCCAAACCACCACGACGUCGCCAUUCUUCUCACCAGAGGCGACAUAUGCAGGGCACCUGGAAAAUGCGACACUCUGGGGUUGGCCGAGUUGGGCACCAUGUGCGACGCCGGCAAAAGUUGUGCUAUCAUCGAGGACAAUGGACUUAGUGCAGCCUUCACUAUCGCUCAUGAACUUGGACACAUAUUCAAUAUUCCACAUGACGAUGAGCGAAAGUGUGCACAGUACAUGCAAUUAGCAAAACACAACUUUCACAUCAUGGCACCUACAUUGGAGUACAAUACUCAUCCAUGGAGUUGGAGCACGUGUUCUAGUGGGAUGCUCGAGCGCUUUCUUGACAACAACCGUGGUCAGAUUCAGUGCUUGUUCGACCAGCCAGUUCAGCGAAAGUACUACGAACAGCUUUUCGAAGACGAUGCUCCGGGAAGAAAGUAUGACGUCAGCCAGCAGUGCAAAUUCGUCUUUGGGCCUCAGUCCGAACUUUGUCCUUACAUGCCAACUUGUCGUCGUCUGUGGUGUGCAACAUACUACGGAAGCCAAAUGGGUUGCAGGACACAACAUAUGCCAUGGGCCGAUGGAACUCCUUGUGACAAAACAGGAAGAAUGCAAUGCCAUCGAGGAGAAUGCGUAUCGAUAGGAGCCGAACAUCGUGCUAAGGUUGAUGGUGGUUGGGGCGAAUGGAGGCCAUGGGAAACAUGCAGCAGAACAUGUGGUGGUGGAGUUCAGAGGGCUCUGAGAGACUGCGACAGCCCCAAGCCUGCAAACGGAGGCAAGUACUGUGUCGGUCAACGGGAACGUUACCGUUCUUGCAGCGUGGCUGACUGUCCUUGGGAUACACCAGGGUUCCGAGAGAUUCAAUGUGCAGAAUUCAAUAACAAGGAUGUGGGUAUUCAUGGAAUUCCGACAAGGACGACAUGGGUUCCAAAGUAUACCGCUGUUGCCGAUAACGAACGUUGCAAACUCUACUGUCGCGUGGCUGGCAGCGCUGCUUUCUACUUGUUGAAGGAAAAAGUCAUUGAUGGCACUCCUUGCGAUAGGAACGGUGAUGAUAUCUGCGUUGAUGGCACUUGUAUGAAGGCUGGAUGCGAUCACCGCUUGCAUUCCACGAUGACUCGGGACAAGUGUGGCAUUUGUGGUGGAGACGGAACGACCUGCAGAACAGUAAAGGGAACAUACAACGAGAGGGGAUCAUUCGGAUACAAUGCUGUGAUGAAAAUCCCCGCUGGCUCUGCGAACAUAGAUAUUCGGCAGCACGGAUACAAUAAUCAAAAAGACGACGAUAAUUACCUUUCACUUCGAGCUUCGAACGGCGAGUUCCUGCUGAAUGGUCACUAUCAAGUCAGUGUAUUUCGCCAACAAAUUCCUAUACAAGAUGUGAUCCUUGAGUACUCUGGUAGUGAUAAUGUAGUCGAGCGGAUCAACGGUACUGGACCCAUCAGAAUCGACAUUUAUGUACACGUCCUCUCUGUCGGGAAUUUGUUACCACCGGACAUAAGCUACGAGUACAUGACUGCCGUCGAUAGUUCGUCUCCUCGGAGUCCAGCAACGAGCAACUACCACUGGAGAGUUGGUGAUCAGUGGAGUGCUUGUGACAGAAUAUGCCAAGGUACACAGAAUCAGGAAAUCAUUUGCGUCGACUCAUCCAAUAAUCGACAAACAAGUGAACGCAUGUGCACUGCGCGACGGCCCCAAACGAAUACGCGAAUGUGCAAUAUCGAAUGCAUGACGAAGUGGAUGACUGAGGAUGUCUCACGCUGCUCAGCACAGUGCGGAUCUGGAGAGAAAAAGCAACGAGUUUAUUGUGUGAAAGUGGAAGGAGUGCGACAAACGAUUAUUAGAGAUGAGGACUGUGACAGAUCGAAUCGACCUUCCGAGAGAGUAACCUGCUUUGUCGAUUGCUCAGGUCGGCGAUGGAGUUACAGCGAGUGGUCCCCGUGCUCCCAAACUUGCGGCUCCGUCGGCGUUUCUCGUCGCAGUGUAGUCUGUGUGGACGACCACAACCGUGUUGUACCCGAUCACUUGUGUGUAGGCGAGGCUAAAGAAAACACUGAGAAGGAAUGCAACCGUUAUCCUUGCCCAAGAUGGGUAUAUGGACACUGGUCGGAGUGCUCCCGAUCCUGCGACGGAGGCGUUCGUAUGCGCCAUGCGCAAUGCAUGGAUGCAGCUGACAAGGAAACACAUCAGUCGCGGUGUGGACCUAAGCACGACCGAGAGCCUUGUAACGAGCAUAUGUGCACCGCAUGGUCAUUUGGCCAAUGGUCGACGUGCUCAGUAACGUGCGGUGACGGGAUUCAAACCAGAGAGGCAAUCUGUGUGGACAGAGAUGGAAGGCAGCUCGAAUCUGGAAGAUGUAAUUACCGUGAACGUAUCGUUCAAAAACCUUGCUCUCGCCCCGCCUGCCCCUCAUGGAAAGUUGGAGAGUGGACGCCAUGCAGUGUGUCGUGUCAAGAUGGUUGGUCGACACGUCGUGUGUCAUGUGUGGAUGCCCGUGGUGAAGAUGUGAGGUCUGAGUUAUGUCUAGCUGGAGGUGAAGAACAACCUGCUUCUCACCGCCAGUGCAACCAAGGUCCGUGUCCAUUUUGGAGAACAGCCGACUGGAGCGCAUGUUCCGUCACAUGUGGAUCAGGCGUGCGACGUCGUUCUGCCGAGUGCAUCUACCGCGAGCAAGCCGUCGAUCAGUCAUUCUGCGGAGACGCAAGUCCUCCAACAACACAGCAGUCGUGCAACUUGGUUCCAUGUACUUCAUGGGAAGUAUCUGCUUGGGGUCCGUGUUCGGUGACGUGUGGUAAUGGUACUCAGACUCGUCGUGCGCAAUGUACUUCGGGACCAAAGAAAGAACUUGUGAAGGAUUUCCUAUGUGACAAAUCAUCUCGUCCACGCGAAAGAAGAACAUGCGAGCGAGAUGCAUGUCAGACACGAGUUUCCGAUCUGCUCGCACAACCGGCUGAUGUUCCUCCAAUCAGAUGGGCCACCGGACCUUGGUCGGAAUGCUCAACUCCUUGCGGAAAUGGAACACAGAGAAGAUUAGUCAAAUGUCGAGAUCACGCUCGAGACUUGCCUCCUGAAUACUGUAGAGAUCUGGAGAAAGUCGAAGAUCAGCGCCAAUGCCGUGUGAAAGCUUGCGCAUACUGGCAAACUGGUCCAUGGAUGCCGUGUCCAGCAACAUGUGGUAUUCACGUGUAUCAAACCCGUAGUGUGAUAUGCACUCCACAAAACCCUGACGAGACUGCAAGCGAUACUGAUUGCAACGUGACCGAAAGACCAGUCUCAAUGAGAUCAUGCAAGCUGAGCGUCUGUCCUAAGGGUGAACCACCUCUCGGUCGAUGGGUCAGCGGGGAAUGGACUAAGUGCUCGGUAACCUGUGGCGGUGGAUGGCGACGUCGAACAGUGAAUUGUGACGGUUUUAUAUGCGACGAUACGAUUAAACCUCGAAUGUUCGACGAGUGUAACAUAAUAGCAUGUCCACCGAAGAGUAAUAACACCUGGCAAAUAUCUCCAUGGACCCACUGCUCUGUAUCUUGUGGUGGUGGGGUGCAACGACGUCGUGUUUGGUGUGAAGAUGCAGCCACGGCUCUGUCGCAGGAGGAGAGCGAGUGCCGUGAAGCGAAACCGAAAGCGGUGCGCGACUGCGAGUUGCCGCCCUGCCCAGUGUCUCAGCGCGAUUCGCCAGCCAUCUGGCAAGCUGCCCCCUGGAGUCCGUGCUCCGCGAAAUGCGGACGCGGAGUACGGCGACGAGCGGUUGCCUGCAUCGACUUGGCAACAAAUGCGACCGUCGCCAGCUCGCGUUGCGACGCGGCGACACGACCUGUUGAUGAGCAUAAGUGUCGUGUCAUGCAUUGCCCGAGAUGGAGAGGAACGCCAUGGUCAACGUGCUCAACAACUUGUGGACAAGGAGUGCGUCAUCGGGAAGUGUUUUGUCAGCGAGGACGUCGAAUGCGAGCUCCAGACUCGGCGUGCGAUCCUGCUCGCCGACCUGCGACUACGGCUAACUGCUAUCUUACUGCGUGCCCAGCUUACCAUUGGAGCACUACCCCAUGGUCAAAGUGCGUUGAUGCGUGCGCACGAGGUGAACAACAUAGGCGUGUGUACUGCGUGAACAAUGCAGGAAAACGGGCAGCACCACGAAUGUGUAACGCUGUUCAUGCUCCACCGAGCAAACGCCCGUGUGAUAUUUCUAAAUGCCCAUAUGAGUGGGUUCCUGGCCCAUGGAAUACUUGCUCAAAAACGUGUGGUAAAGGUACCCAAUUUCGCUUCGUAGAAUGCCGUGUGAAAACGCCAAAUACCACCAAAUAUGGUGAGCCUGCCGUGCCCAAAGAAAAGUGUGAUGCUUUGCCAAUGCCGAUUGAGGCACAGGAGUGUGAUUUAAAUGCUUGCGAAUCUGAAUUUCAGUGGCAAAUAGGACCCUGGGGAACGUGUUCCCAAACAUGUGGCCAAGGUGUUCGCCGUCGCAAAGUUCGCUGCUACAGCCGUCAAGGUGUUCUUGUUUCCCGCAGCAAAUGUGAACAGAAUUCACCGCGUCCACGCAGAACGCAAACGUGUUUCCAGCGAAACUGUCUGCCAGCGACCUGCCAGGAGAUUCGUGCGCAAAAUAUAGUAACACAUUCGAUAGACGGAAACUACACAGUUCUUCUCGAUGGUUUCCCUGUAAUGGUGUAUUGUCAUCGAAUGAACGAAACCAUUCCUAAAUCAUACAUUAAUCUCAAUCCUGAGACUAACUUCGCUGAAGUAUAUGGAAAACGUUUGAUCUAUCCCCAUACCUGCCCAUUUAACGGCGAAAGGAAUGACUCAUGCCAAUGUUCGGAUGACGGAGAUGCAAACGCCGGCUUGACUCAUUUCCGUAAAGUUCGUGUCGACCUCCUCAAUCGUAAAAUUAACAUAAAUGACAUGAUGUUUGCUGACACGCUGCACGGUUCAUUCGUCCCGUACGGCACAGCUGGGGAUUGUUACAGUAUGAAGGAUUGUCCUCAGGGUCGAUUCUCAGUGGAUCUCCGUGGCACCGGAUUGAGAAUAGUUGAUGAUCUGCAGUGGGAGGACAAGGGUCAUAGGACCACGUCGAGAAUCGAUAGAUCGUCGAACAAUGCCGUGAUCGAAGGCCGAUGUGGAGGUUACUGUGGCAAGUGCGCUCCCGACAAAUACAAAGGGCUUGUUUUUAGUAUAGAUCAACGACAGUUGAACAAUGGCAGCUGGUAA